Mytilinidion resinicola is the source of this 615-nucleotide messenger RNA. RefSeq lists its product as uncharacterized. Lineage: Eukaryota; Fungi; Ascomycota; Dothideomycetes; Mytilinidiales; Mytilinidiaceae. The record is from RefSeq and is a predicted model, not a curated record. The transcript has a single exon. Bases 1 to 615 code for a protein of 204 amino acids.
AUGCACGCAGCGACCCGCAUUCCUGGUGUCAGCUGCGGCGACGUCCUAGCUCAAAUCACUGAAGAGAUUCUUGAUGCUCGAAUCUUGGACCUAAACGAGAAAGCACUCGACCUCCCAGAUUCACAGCGGAAAGAACGUGCAACGCUGAAACGCAAGCGCGGAGCCAUUCAGAACUUCAACUCAGCUCUUUCUGACCAGCUUCUCAAUCUUAGAGAAGCUUUGGACACCGGGUCUGCCCUCAGAAGCCGCCAAAAAGAUGCGGCGAAGGAGAAGAUCAAGCUGCGUGGCGAAUUCCUCGAGAUUCGGAAACAGAGAGAAGAGCUGGCACUGAAGAUGGAUGAAGCGCGGGCGGUGCAUGCGGAUAGGGUACGGCGGAUGAAGGAGAUGAAUGAAGUCAAUACCGCGAUGACUGAUAUCGAGAUGGCCAUUCAAAGGGGUAGGGAGCGUGCCAGGAAAGAGGGCAGGAACGGCGAAGGUCCCGACAUGCCGAUUGACAUGCUACUAGACAAAGUAGCCGCGGAUGUUCGGUCUCAUGGAGGUGGCAUGUUUGAUCGAGUCAAGGGCUUCAAUGGGCGUAUGGAGAGGAUUGCGAUGGUGUUGGAAGGGCGACCUUAA